Gymnodraco acuticeps is the source of this 1869-nucleotide messenger RNA. Its product is annotated as protein furry homolog-like. The record is from RefSeq and is a predicted model, not a curated record. Gene Ontology annotation, cellular component: cell cortex; site of polarized growth. Gene Ontology annotation, biological process: cell morphogenesis; neuron projection development. Lineage: Eukaryota; Metazoa; Chordata; Actinopteri; Perciformes; Bathydraconidae.
UGGGGGGCAAAAAUGAGCUCUGGUGCUCGGGUGCUUUCUAGCUCUGUCUCUUCCUGUUUCUCUGCUUUGUGUUUACCUUCUAACGUCUGUCAGAGGCAGAUGGUCCGGUGUGUGUGUGUGUGUGUGUGUGUGUGUGUGUGUGUGUGUGUGUGUGUGUGUGGGGUGGGGGGGUUCUGUAGUCCUGGUUCUGUAGUGCUGGUUCUGUAGUCCUGGUUCUGCUGUCCUGGUUCUGUGCGCUGCUUUAGUUCUUCCUCCUGUCGUAGCUUCGCUCUGCAGGCUCUUGCUUCUAAUUAAUGUGGUUACUGUGGUGGGGCUCGCUUGCUUGUGAUUUGUGGAGAUUAAAUCAGAAGCUCACCUCAGGCCAGCUGUCACUGCUCAAUAACACCUGACUCACCCUCAAAAUACACACCUGGACGACCCAGUUACACCUGACUACUAAACCUCCUGUUACACCUGACGACUAAACCUCCUGUUAGACCUGACGACUAAACCUCCUGUUACACCUGACGACUAAACCUCCAGUAACACCUGACGACUAAACCUCCAGUAACACCUGACGACUAAACCUCCUGUUACACCUGACGACUAAACCUCCAGUUACACCUGACGACUAAACCUCCUGUUACACCUGACGACUAAACCUCCAGUAACACCUGACGACUAAACCUCCAGUAACACCUGACGACUAAACCUCCUGUUACACCUGACGACUAAACCUCCUGUUACACCUGACGACUAAACCUCCAGUAACACCUGACGACUAAACCUCCAGUAACACCUGACGACUAAACCUCCUGUUACACCUGACGACUCGACGACUAAACCUCCAGUAACACCUGCCGACUAAACCUCCAGUAACACCUGACGACUAAACCUCCAGUAACACCUGACGACUAAACCUCCAGUAACGCCUGAACCUCCAUCUAACUUUUAAUGGACUCCAGCUGCUAACCUCCAUCAGAAGCAUGUGAUGGAGUCAGCAUGACGUUAGGAGAGGAUCUCAGCAGCAGUGUGAGCACAGACACGGGGUUCUGCUCCGUCCCCCCACUGCCCUCUGACGCCUCUGAGCUGUGUGACCUCCAGGACCCUCAGGAGGACCCUAACCCUGACCCCCCUCCCCCGCCAGCCACAGACACACCCCCAGGGUCGCUGUAUGAGGAGGACCCCCCCAUAGUGCUGCAGGUCCUCCCGGAGACUCAGCCAGACCCAGAUCCUGAUCCAGACCCGGACCCCGACAGCACCUUUGGGUGGGAAGAGGACGUGACGCUGGCUCUGAAGGAGCUGGACGAUCGCUGUGAGGAGGAGGGGGGCGACCUCUCAGACAUGUCCAGUCAGGAUGAAGGUGACGCAGACUGCUUCCCCCAGACCUCCCCCCCCCCUUCGCCCUUUCUCUCUGCCAUCCUCGCCGCCUUCCAGCCGGUCGCCUACGAGAGCGAGGAGGAGGCGUGGCGUUGCCAUGUCAACCAGAUGCUGUCGGACACGGACGGCUCCUCUGCCGUUUACACCUUCCACGUGUUCUCCAGACUCUUCCAGAACAUGCAGAAGAAGUUCAGCUCCAUCACCCACUCCUCCGUGAGGUUCCUGGGGGAGGACCUUCAGCGGAUGGGGAACCAGUUCCUGAGUUCUCUGGAGGUGAUGACGUCUCGCUCGCAGUGUCCCACAGUGCUGCUGGACGCAGAGACGCUGGUCUCUUGUGGCCUGUUGGAGACUCUGAAGUUUAGUGUGCUGGAGUUACAGGAACACCUGGACACCUACAACGCCAAGAGGGAGGCGGCCGAGCAGUGGCUGGAGAACUGCAAGAAAACCUUUGGAGACAAAGAGAGCAACCGGAGAGCCGACACUCACACACAGCAAAUGGAGAAUCUAGCA